AUGAUGAGAGUUAGUAAAAGAUAUUUAGUUAGUCCAGGAAUCAAGAGACCUCAAAUUGUCAAAACCACUCAAACUUCCCACAAAGUAGACGGACCUGUUGCUGCAAGAAGUCUUAUGAACGGAUUGAAAGGACAACCAGUUUUCCCAAAGGGUAACGUUUCCAUCAAUUUUAAGAGACAAUUUUCCAACAUGUCAGCAUGGUUCAUGACUUUUGGUGGUAUGAUGAUGGCUUGGCCAUGGUUAGCCAAGCAUGGAUCCAACUUUGUCCAUUCUGUUCCAGGACAAACCCCUGCGGUUUACUUCGAUCAUGGAGAGGCUGUAGUUAACACUCCAAAUAAGGUACAUUUAGAUAAACCUUCAGAUGAGUAG
Molecule: messenger RNA, 369 nt
Organism: Yamadazyma jaroonii
Lineage: Eukaryota; Fungi; Ascomycota; Pichiomycetes; Serinales; Debaryomycetaceae
Source: the annotation of a GenBank genome assembly